Messenger RNA from Magallana angulata, 1484 nucleotides. Its product is annotated as putative nuclease HARBI1. The transcript has 4 exons. Lineage: Eukaryota; Metazoa; Mollusca; Bivalvia; Ostreida; Ostreidae. The coding region runs from base 188 to 1030 and encodes 280 amino acids. The record is from RefSeq and is a predicted model, not a curated record.
ACCUGGCAUGAGUUUUACUAAGCUUCUUAAGUUUAAGAUUUCAUCGUAACCGUAAGUUACGAUGAAUAUCUGUUUUACCAAACUUCUUAACUUUAAGUUACGUCAAAAAUAUCAUCGUAACUUACGACAGCCUAUGGGCUACUCUAAGUUAAGAAUUUUUCGUAUUUUUCUAAAUAAAUGAAUAAAAAUGGCCGCCUGCUUAUUGUUUAUUGAAGUUUUAAGAGAAAAUGAAGACAAGGCUUUGCGUCGUGAACGCGUUUUCAGAGACAGGAGUCAAGUUCUAGAUAUGUUGACCGACAGCGAGCUCAUUGGGCGAUAUAGAUUUCCAAGGCGAGUUAUUCUGCAGCUGACAGACGAUGUCAAAGACUUCAUACAGCCACAAACUUUGAGGUCGCAUGCCAUUCCAGCCCACAUCCAGGUUCUAACAUGCUUGCGUUUCCUGGCUAAAGGAGACUACCUCUCAGAAACAACAGACAUUCAUGGGAUCUCCAAAUCAUCUGGUUGUCUGGCUGUUCAUCGAGUGGUCGAUGCUGUCUGCAAAGCUUUGCAGAACAUCGAGUUCCCUACAAGUAGGGAACACAUUUCACGUAUCAAAGCGUCGUUCUACAAGAUUGCUGGGUUCCCAAAUGUGAUUGGUGUCAUCGACAGGACUCAGAUACCCAUACAAGGCAUGGGAACAGAUGACGAACACCUGUAUGUCUGCAGAAAGGGUUUUCAUUCCAUAAACGUGCAAGCGGUUGUAGACGCAGAUUUAAGGUUCACAAAUGCCGUCUGCAAAUUCCCAGGAGCAACCCAUGAUGCGUUCAUUUUGCAAAACAGCUCCUUGCCAAAUUUGAUUGAAAGCCUUCAGGAUGGAGGUUGGCUGAUAGGCGAUUCGGGUUAUCCCCUUAAAGAGUGGCUGAUGACUCCUAUCAGCAACCCGAGGAGUGGACAAGAAGAGCGGUACAAUUCGGCUCACUGUCGUACUAGAAAUGCUAUUGAAAGGGCAUUUGGUGUGCUUAAAGCGCGUUUCAGGUACGUCACCUUUUAAUCAAAAUAUCAAAUUUAAUUCAGAUCAGGAAAUGGUGUAUUGAAAAAAAAGGAUUUUCUUCUAAAAGAGUGAAAAGCCUAAAACAUUUCAAACUUAUAAAUCAACAGGUGCUUGCACAAAACUGGAGGAUGCUUGCCUUAUAGACCAGACAAAUGCACGAAAAUAAUUGAAUGUGCUAUGAGGCUACACAACUUGGCCAUAAAUGAGAGGGUGCCUCUCAUGGUAGAAACUGAGGAAGAAGAUGAUGUCCAGCAACCAUUUGCUCCAGUUAUCCCCAACAAUUGUACUGCAGCAAUGCUGAGAGAUAGACUUGUACAAAGAUUUUGAAGAGGAGAUAACGACAAAGACAAUGGUUGAGAAUUUCCAGACUGGUGCAUGGAGUUGCUUAUGGAUUCAACUGCAAUGGUGCUUCUGCGUUGUAGUUCAAGCAUUUCUUCAAGAAUCUUGAUUUUUC